AUGUCUGCGACACAAUUAGCAUAUUCCCUCCGACUUUAUGAGGAAAACUGCAAGGAUCUAUGCACAACUGCUGUGGACUUGAUUCAAAGGGGAUGUUUGAAGGGUGAAGCUCUAACUCUGAUUAGAAACAUUCUUGUCACGAAUGAAAACUAUUUAGACGCCAUUGACCUGUUGAAGAAAACUUAUGCUAAUCCAGAGAAAAUAAUCUCAUCUCUAAUUUGUCAACUAGCAGGCCUGCCUAAACCUUCUGCAGACCUGGAUUCACUACGUGGCUUCUGGACUAAACUUGAACAAUAUGUUAGAGGCAUAGAAAGAAACAAACCUAAUUCGGAUCACUGUACCUGGACGCUUGGACCUCUAGUUUUUCAAAAACUACCUGGCAAGGUGAAAGAACAAAUCCAAAACAAGUGUGGACAGGACUACCCCUCACUCCUAGAUAUUAGAGAGGGGCUAGGAAAGAUAAUCCUGACCUUGUCUUCCUUGGAUUUUGAACCCAGGGAUAAGAACAAGGAUUACUCCCAUAGAAAACCCAAGCCUAACCAAAGUUCCAAUAGACCAGGUAAUCAGACCAAAACUCAGGUUAGUUCUUACACCCCUAAGAAAAACGAAGUUACGAAUCUGAGUAUUUCUGUCACUCCAGAACAGCCUAAUAAGACCGCUAGAACUCAAAGUUGUGUAUUCUGUGAUAGACCAGAACACAAAGCCUACCAGUGUGACAUUUACAAGACCACGCAAGAGCGCAUUUCAAGACUUACCGCAAAAAAUCGUUGCGUGAAAUGCACUUCACCUAACCAUAAGACAACCGAUUGUCUUGUGAAGUUCAACAAAUGUCUGUCAUGUAUAACUGGACUACACCAUUCAGCAUUGUGCCCUGACUCCUCAGCUGAGGUCUCUGCUGUGAACUAUUGUGGAGACAAUGACAGUGACAAAGACUUAAAGUCACAAACAAGUGGAAUUCUCCCUACCGCCUUAAUGAAUGUGGUGUGUCCGCCCUCAGGCAACACCAAGGAACUUAGAUCACUGUUUGAUUCUGGGGCGCAACGCACCUUCAUCACACAAGAGGCAGUGGAAGAGUGUAAACUUGUACGAGACAAUCCUGUCCACCUGAGCAUCAGUGGGUUCUGGGAUACCAAAGAACCUAGAGAAUAUAGUACGGUCACUGUACCUGUCAGGAUCAUCAAAGAACAACUGUCUCUCGGCUUCAUUGAAACAGUGCCAGAAGAAGACCAAAAACGGACAAAUGUCCAUUAUUUACCCCAUUUACCUGUGAUUAAGGAUUCAACUACAACGCCCAUUCGUAUUGUAUUUGAUGCAAGUGCCCGGAUGGACAAGCAGGCCCCUAGCCUGAAUGAUUGCUUUACUCUGGCCCAUCCUUGA
Macrobrachium nipponense is the source of this 1377-nucleotide messenger RNA. RefSeq lists its product as uncharacterized. The transcript is spliced from 3 exons. NCBI's taxonomy places the organism in Eukaryota, Metazoa, Arthropoda, Malacostraca, Decapoda, Palaemonidae. The record is from RefSeq and is a predicted model, not a curated record. Bases 1 to 1377 code for a protein of 458 amino acids.